Molecule: messenger RNA, 2028 nt
Organism: Nilaparvata lugens (brown planthopper)
Lineage: Eukaryota; Metazoa; Arthropoda; Insecta; Hemiptera; Delphacidae
Gene: Rab1
Product: ras-related protein Rab-1A
Exons: 7
Coding region: 392-1006 (204 amino acids)
Molecular function (GO): GTP binding; GTPase activity
Source: RefSeq, a predicted model, not a curated record
AAUAAAAACAUCCAGAUAGUAUAUUUGAGUGAAAUAGCUAAUUUUGUGUUUGACAGCAAGGAACAUCGAUAGUCAUUCUUUGCCGAUAGUGAUGUAUUGCGAUUGAAAUUACAAUUUUUAGUCUAAAAACUGCAACAAAUCACAUAAUUAGUCUUUUUUCAGUUUGUCUAGUCCAAGAAGAAUUCUCUCAAACUUUUUAUAUUCAAGUUCAAAUUUAUACGUGGAGCCACUACGUCAAUGUAGAAAUCCCCACCGUCAAAUUAUUGGUGAAUUUCGUGGUAGGCGGAAGCCAUAUUGUUUUACAUUUUGGGUUUAUUUCUUAACAAAGACGGACGUUAAAGUGUUCCGUCAAUAGUUAGUAUUUGUUUUCGUUGUUCCAGUCUUUUUAAAAAUGAAUCCUGAAUAUGACUACCUGUUUAAGUUACUUUUGAUUGGAGACUCAGGUGUUGGUAAAUCUUGCUUGCUGCUACGUUUUGCCGAUGACACAUACACAGAAAGUUACAUCAGUACCAUUGGUGUAGAUUUUAAAAUUAGAACAAUAGAUCUCGAUGGAAAAACCAUAAAGCUUCAGAUUUGGGACACGGCCGGCCAGGAGCGGUUCCGCACGAUCACAUCGAGCUACUACCGGGGCGCCCACGGCAUCAUUGUGGUGUACGACUGCACCGACCAGGAGUCGUUCAACAACCUCAAACAGUGGCUCGAGGAGAUUGAUCGCUACGCCUGUGAUAAUGUCAACAAACUGCUCGUCGGCAACAAGUGUGAUCAGACCAACAAAAAGGUCGUCGACUAUACACAGGCUAAGGAAUACGCCGACCAGCUGGGCAUUCCGUUCCUGGAGACGUCGGCGAAGAACGCGACCAAUGUUGAGCAGGCGUUCAUGACGAUGGCGGCCGAGAUCAAGAACCGCGUGGGUCCGCCCAGCUCGGCGGCCGACACCGCCAACAAGGUACGCAUCAACCAGGCCAGCUCCAGUCCCAUCGAGUCCACCAAGUCUGGCUGCUGUUGAGACCCUGUCCAUCUCCACACCAACCGUCGCCACAUUAUGUGGUUAGAACAAGUGCGUUCCUCCAGCUAUCCGAUAUCAGUCAAUUGACUAAACGGAGGGACUCAGAACUACAUCGGUUACAAGGCAUACACUAAUGGGAGAAGAAAUUUUUGUACAUAACUAUAAUAAUAUUCUGACAAAUUUUAUAUUGCUCUUGUCAGAAAAUUCAGUUGAAAACAUAAAUCAUACAAAAACAAACAGACAUUUGUAAUUCCUUGUGCAGGUUAUGAAAAGUGUUUAAUGUUCUUGUAUUACCAGAAGUGACAUAACUAAUUAUUAUGAAACGAUAUAAUUGCACUUAAUUGAAUUUUUAGCCUUGUAUCUUUCGAUUUAUAUAAAAAGGGAUUGAAGUGUGCUUGUUUGUUAUUAGGUUUCUUUUUACUUUCUUUCUCAAAAAAGUAUCUGUCAUUUGGAAAUGAGAAAUUCUGUUAUAUUUAUAUCUUGAUAGUUCUUGUAUUUAUUAGAGAUGGUCCCCGUUUGUUAUUUUUUAUUUAAUUAGCAACUCCGUGAGGAUAAGGUAUGAUUAUAUAAUGAGUAUAUAUAGUUAUUAUAUAAAUAUUAUAAAUAAACCAAUAUGUAAGUAAGAGAUUGUGAAUGUUAUGUUGAUACUGAAUUCUUCUUUAUAUAUAAUGCUAAUGAUCAUAGUUUGUGAUUCAAAUCGAUUGUUAUUUGCAAAAUUUACAAUUGAUUGGUGAGGUCAAUAAAUUUGCACGCUUUAAACAUACCGUAGCUUCUCUUUUGCAGCAAUUUCAUCAUCAUCAUUAUUGUAAUAACAUAGUUGAAACAUUCUCUGUCGCAAUUUCAUUUGAUAAUAAUUAAUAACGAUAAUAGCUGAAUAUUAUAAAUAUACAAUUUGGAAAAGUGAAUUAUUUUUUUAAACAUUCCAUUAGAGGCUAGUAAUUUUUUAAUUAUUUAAUGAUUUAUACAUACAUGCAUAUGUAAAUGUUGUGCGCAAUAAAGUAGCACUGGCAUUUAUGCCCAAA